AUGGCUGUCGACAAGAUCGCGCCCAACGACCCCCGCAUCGAGCGGAAGCAGGCCGAGGUCAGGGGCAAGACCUACUCCUACCUCUACGGCAAGCCUGAGGGCACCCCUAAGGGCACCGUCGUGCUCAUCCACGGCUUCCCCGACAUCUCCCUCGGCUGGCGCUACCAGAUCCCCUUCUUCCUCUCCCAGGGCUACCAGGUCGUUGCCCCGGACUGCCUGGGCUAUGGCCAGACCGCGUCCCCGGAGAAGCUCGAGGAGUUCUCCCUCAAGAGCAUGGCGGACGACAUCAAGGCGCUCUCGGAGCAGGUCGCGGGGCCCGGCGAGCAGAUCAUCCUCGGCGGCCACGACUGGGGCGGUGCCCUCGUCUGGCGCGUCGCCCUCUGGCACCCGACCCUCAUCAAGGGCGUCUUCAGCGUCUGCACGCCGUACAACUCGCCCACGACGUACUGGUUCGACCUCGCCGACCUCAUCGCCGCGGGCAAGUUCCACAACUUCAAGUACCAGCUGCAGCUGCGCGGCGCGGACGUCGAGGCCAAGGUCAAGACGCCCGAGGACAUCCGCCAGUUCCUGCAGGGCAUCUACGGCGGCCGCGGCCCCAACGGCGAGCUCGUCUUCACGACGGAGCAGGGCGUCGUGUUCGAGAACCUCGGCAAGAUGGGCCCCACGCCGUUGCUGAGCGAGGACGAGAUCGCCUACUACGCCGAGCAGUUCUCGCACAGCGGGCUCCGCGGGCCGCUCAACUGGUACCGCACGCGCAAGAUCAACUACGAGGAGGAGCUGCCGCUGGCGGAGAAGGCGGAGAAGGAGGGGGCCGCGAUCAAGAUCCAGCCCGCGAGUCUGUUCAUCCUUGCGAACAAGGACGCGGCGCUGCCGGCGUCGAUGGCGGCGGGUAUGGACCAGCACUUUGUGGACCUGACGAGGGGCGAGGUGACGGCGACGCACUGGGCGCUGUGGGAGGCGCCGGAGGAGGUGAACAAGCAGAUCAAGGAGUGGCUGGAUACCAAGGUCAACAAGCCGACGGCGAACUUGUGA
This is a messenger RNA of Colletotrichum siamense, 1032 nucleotides long. It is a transcript of the gene Ephx2-1, whose product is annotated as Bifunctional epoxide hydrolase 2. Gene Ontology annotation, molecular function: hydrolase activity. The coding region runs from base 1 to 1032 and encodes 343 amino acids. Lineage: Eukaryota; Fungi; Ascomycota; Sordariomycetes; Glomerellales; Glomerellaceae. The record is from RefSeq and is a predicted model, not a curated record. The transcript has a single exon.